GGAGGCCACCAGAGAUAAUCACCCUCUGUCACUUCGUCUCACUUGUUCUGACAUAAGCGCUUUUACAAUGUCUUCUGAUGCGAUUGCUUUGCCCCUGACGACUCCGGCCAAAUCUCCCAAGAAGAGAGCCAAGUCCCAGAGGAGGAAGACGACUCCUUCAGUGUCAGACCUGAUCCUGAAGGCCGCAUCCGCAUCCACAGAGCGCGGAGGUAUCUCCUUGGUAGCCCUGAAGAAGGCCCUGAAGGCCGGGGGAUACGAUGUGGUGAAGAACAGAGCCAGAAUCCUCAUCGCCAUCAAGCGCCUGGUGGCUAAUAAAUCUUUGGUUCAAACAAAAGGGACCGGGGCAUCGGGCUCCUUCAAGGUGAACAAGAAGCCCCCCACACCUCGAAAGAAGAAGGUGCUGAAAAAGAAGCCCAAAGCGAAAAGGGUCAAGAAAACCAGAGGAAAGAAAACAGCAGGAGAUGUCACUCCAGCAGCCAAGAAAUCGCCAAAGAAAAAGAGGAAGGCAAAGAGUCCGAAGAAACCCAAGAGGCCAGCGGUGGCCAAGAAACCCAAGAAGCCAAAGAGCCCUAAGAAGGUCAAACGCAGGGUCACCAAGUCUGCCAGGACCAGAGCUGCUGCUAAGAAGUGAAAACUCUCCUAAUGAACGCUGAAUGGGACUAAAACACCGUUUUGGUGGCGUUAAUUUUACUUGUGGACUAAAACUUCUGCAUUCAUUCCAAGAACUUGAAUUUGCUUUAGCUAUUUUGAAGUUUUACUAUAGCAAAAACAGAAUGAUAGUUUAGAAAGCAAUAGAUGAUAAUGAACUGGCUUUUUCAUCCACCUGUUGUGGUGCGUAAAUGAUUUCAUUUCAAUUGUUGAAACUAAUAAACGUAUUUUAAUUUA
Scatophagus argus is the source of this 885-nucleotide messenger RNA. Its product is annotated as protamine-like protein. Lineage: Eukaryota; Metazoa; Chordata; Actinopteri; Scatophagidae. Gene Ontology annotation, cellular component: nucleosome. The record is from RefSeq and is a predicted model, not a curated record. The transcript has a single exon. Gene Ontology annotation, molecular function: DNA binding; structural constituent of chromatin. Gene Ontology annotation, biological process: nucleosome assembly. The coding region runs from base 68 to 631 and encodes 187 amino acids.